AACUGAUGACAAGCUGUAAUAUGUGGCGUAGUUAGCCUGCUAAUGAACCUUUGAAUCAGUUUAUUUGCCAAAUCUAGUUUUGGUAGCAAAUCUAAAAAGGAGAAAAUAGAGUAUUUUACCGUGUUACAACUCGCAGACCAGCAUCUGAGAUGGUUCUGCAAAACAGUGGAAGGUACAAAGCGGACCGGACACAAGCUGGAGGAGAGGACAAUCAGGACGAUGGCUCCUCGUUGUCGGCCCUCAAGAGACUGGAGCGCAGCCAGUUCACCGACGAGAUGGACAGCCGCUUCGGCUUCGACAGGAUGAAGGAGCCAGGAGAGAAAACAGGAUGGCUGAUGAACAUGCACCCUACAGAGAUCCUGGACGAUGACAAGAGGAUGAUCAGUGCUGUAGACUAUUAUUUCAUUCAGGAGGAUGGCAGUAGAUUUAAGGUGGCCCUCCCAUACAAGCCAUAUUUUUAUAUAGCCACAAAAAAGAACUGUGAGAGGGAAGUCAUCUCAUUCUUGUCCAAGAAAUUCCAAGGAAAGGUGGCGAAGCUUGAAAUGAUCCCCAAAGAGGACCUAGACUUGGCUAACCACCUGGUCGGACUGAAGAGAAAUUACAUCAAGCUUUCCUUCAACACGGUGGAUGACCUGGUUAAGGUCAAGCGUGAGAUUUCUCCAGCAGUGCGCAAGAACAGAGAGCGGGAGCAGUCCAACGACAUGUACACCUCAAUGUUAUCAAGUGCCUUGUCAGGUGGCAACGUAACAUCAGCAGAUGAGGAUGGCAUGUCCAAGAAAAUAUCCGACCAGUUAGACAACAUAGUGGACAUGAGAGAGUAUGAUGUGCCCUACCAUGUCCGCCUGUCCAUCGACCUCAAGAUCCACGUGGCCCACUGGUACAACAUUCGAUACAGAGGCAGCGCUUACCCACCAGAGAUUGUACGGAGAGAUGAUCUUGUGGAGCGACCAGACCCAGUUGUUUUGGCUUUUGACAUAGAGACCACCAAACUGCCGCUGAAAUUCCCAGAUGCUGAGACGGAUCAGAUUAUGAUGAUCUCCUACAUGAUUGAUGGACAGGGCUUCCUAAUCACAAACAGAGAGAUUGUCUCUGAGGACAUUGAGGAUUUUGAGUUCACCCCCAAACCAGAAUAUGAAGGACCUUUCACUGUUUUCAAUGAGGAUGAUGAGGCGGCUCUCAUUCAGAGGUGGUUUGAUCACGUCCAAGAAACCAAGCCAAACAUCUUUGUAACCUACAACGGGGACUUCUUUGACUGGCCUUUUGUUGAGACUCGGGCUGCUCACCAUGGACUGAACAUGCACAGAGAGAUCGGCUUUCAGAAGGAUAGCCAGGGCGAGUACAAAGCCAGCCAGGCCAUUCACAUGGACUGCUUAAGGUGGGUAAAGAGAGACAGCUACCUGCCAGUGGGCAGCCAUAAUCUGAAGGCAGCAGCUAAGGCGAAGCUGAGCUAUGACCCCGUGGAGCUGGACCCUGAGGAGAUGUGCCGCAUGGCCACCGAGGAGCCACAGACUUUAGCCACCUACUCUGUGUCUGACGCUGUGGCUACCUACUACCUUUACAUGAAAUAUGUUCACCCCUUCAUCUUUGCUCUCUGCACCAUCAUCCCCAUGGAGCCUGAUGAGGUUCUGCGUAAGGGCUCUGGGACGCUCUGUGAAGCCUUGCUCAUGGUGCAGGCCUUCCAUGCCAACAUCAUUUUCCCCAACAAGCAGGAACAGGUCUUCAACAAGCUGACAGACGACGGCCACGUCUUGGACUCUGAGACCUACGUGGGCGGCCACGUGGAGGCCCUGGAGUCUGGAGUUUUCCGCAGUGACAUCCCCUGUCGUUUCAAAAUGAACCCAGCUGCAUUCGACUUCCUGCUUCAAAGAGUUGAGAAAACGAUGCGUCACGCCAUUGAGGAAGAGGAGAAAAUCCCCCUAGAGCAAGUCACCAACUUUAACGAGGUCUGUGAUGAGAUCAAAAAGAAGCUGACCUCCCUGAAGGAGGUUCCCAACAGGAUAGAGUGUCCCCUCAUUUACCAUUUGGAUGUCGGGGCUAUGUACCCCAAUAUCAUCCUCACCAAUCGCCUGCAGCCGUCUGCUAUGGUUGACGAGGCUACUUGUGCUGCCUGUGACUUCAACAAGCCUGGUGCCACCUGCCAGAGGAGGAUGACCUGGGAGUGGAGAGGAGAAAUCAUGCCUGCCAGCCGCAGUGAGUUCCACCGCAUCCAGCAGCAACUCGAGUCAGAGAAAUUCCCUCCACUGUUCCCCAACGGUCCACCUCGGGCUUUCCACACUCUGAACCGGGAAGAGCAGGCGAAACAUGAGAAGAAACGUUUGGCGGACUACUGUAAGAAGGCCUAUAAGAAGACUCAUCUCACCAGGCUGGAGAAGAGAGUCACCACCAUCUGUCAGAGGGAAAACUCCUUUUAUGUCGAUACUGUGAGAGCUUUCAGAGAUCGGCGUUACGAAUUCAAAGGGCUGCACAAGGUAUGGAAGAAAAAGCUGUCAGCAGCUCAGGACAGUGGAGAUGCUGCUGAGGUGAAGCGCUGUAAGAACAUGGAGAUCCUCUACGAGUCUCUUCAGCUGGCUCACAAGUGUAUUCUCAACUCUUUCUAUGGCUAUGUCAUGAGAAAAGGGGCGCGCUGGUACUCCAUGGAGAUGGCUGGCAUUGUGUGUCACACAGGGGCCAACAUUAUCACCCAAGCCAGAGAGCUCAUUGAACAAAUAGGGAGGCCCCUUGAGCUGGACACUGACGGUAUCUGGUGUGUCCUCCCCAACACCUUUCCUGAGAACUUUGUAGUGAAGACCAGCAACGAGAAGAAGCCCAAGGUGACCAUCUCGUACCCAGGGGCCAUUCUGAACAUCCUGGUGAAGGAGGGGUUCACCAACGACCAGUAUCAGGAGCUAGUCGACCCCAGUUCCCUCACUUACCAGACCAGGUCAGAGAACAGCAUCUUCUUUGAGGUGGACGGGCCCUACCUGGCAAUGAUCCUGCCUGCCUCCAAAGAGGAGGGGAAAAAGCUGAAGAAAAGGUACGCUGUGUUUAAUGAGGACGGCUCGCUGGCUGAGCUGAAGGGUUUUGAGGUGAAGAGGAGAGGAGAGCUGCAGCUCAUUAAGAUCUUCCAGUCCUCAGUGUUUGAAGCUUUCCUCAAAGGUACCACUCUGGAGGAGGUCUACGCCUCUGUGGCCAAAGUGGCUGAUUACUGGCUGGAUGUGCUCUACAGCAAGGCUGCCAACAUGCCAGAUGCAGAGCUGUUUGAGCUGAUUUCAGAGAACCGCUCAAUGUCCAGGAGGCUGGAGGACUACGGGGAGCAGAAGUCCACCUCCAUCAGCACAGCCAAAAGACUGGCUGAGUUCCUGGGAGACCAAAUGGUGAAAGAUGCCGGCCUGAGCUGUCGCUAUGUCAUCUCCCGCAAACCUGAGGGUUCUCCUGUUACAGAGAGGGCUAUUCCCCUGGCCAUCUUCCAAGCCGAAUCCAGUGUGAAGAAGCAUUUCCUUCGAAAGUGGCUGAAGAUGCCGAGCCUGAAUGACCUGGACAUUCGCACUAUCCUUGACUGGAGCUACUACAUCGAGAGGCUGGGUAGUGCCAUUCAGAAAAUCAUCACCAUCCCUGCAGCUCUGCAACAAGUGAAGAACCCAGUGCCCAGAGUGAGGCACCCUGACUGGCUUCACAAGAAACUCCUGGAGAAAAAUGACAUCUACAAGCAGAAGAAAAUCAGUGAGCUGUUCACUAGUGAGGGAAAGAGACAGGUGGCUCAUCAGCCUCUUGAGGCAGGCCAAACCAGGGACAUCGAGGACUUUGGCAUGCCAGCAAGACCUCUGCAGCCGGUCAUCCCAAUCAGCACCAAGCGUAAGCGGGUGUCCCAUGGAGAGGACAGCCAGGUGGAGUCUCAGGACUUGGAGCUCACCCAAUCCUGGAGGGAGAUCCUGGGACCCCCACCACCCAUGGGAAAAACACGGGAAGAGCGUCUCGUGUGGCUGCGCUACCAUAAGAAGAAGUGGGAGCUGCAGCUGAGGCAGAGGAAGGAGAGGAAGAAGAGGAGGAGACUUCUGGAUGGGGAUGCCCAGCCUGUGGGCGGAGGGGUGAUCAGAGAUGGACCCACCACCGGCCUGGGAAGCUUCCUCCGCAGAACAGCACGCAGCAUCCUGGACAUGCCUUGGCAGAUUGUACAGAUUGCCGAAACCAGUCACCCUGGUUUGUACAAGUUGUGGGCUGUGAUUGGAAAUGAUCUGCACUGCAUGAAGCUCAACAUCCCUCGCAUUUUCUAUGUCAAUCAGAAAGUCCCCAAGCAGGAGGAGGGAGUUGCAUACAAAAAGGUGAACCGAUUGCUGCCUCGCUCCAACAUGGUGUACUACCUGUAUGAGUACUCUGUACCAGAGGACAUGUACCAGGAGCACAUCAAUGAGAUCAACGCUGACCUGUCUGCCCCGGACAUUGAGGGCGUCUAUGAAACACAGGUGCCCCUGUUGUUUCGGGCGCUGGUGCAGCUCGGCUGUAUGUGCAUGGUCAACAAGCACGUCGUGAGGGACCUGGCCGGCAGGGAGGCAGACACCUUUGACCUGGAGCAUUUGGAGAUGAGGUCACUGGCCCAGUUCAGCUACCUGGAACCUGGGAGUGUUCGCCACAUCUACCUGUACCACCACAGCCAGGGGCACAAAGCUCUGUUUGGCCUGUUCAUCCCUUCACAGCGCAAAGCUAGCGUCUUUGUCUUAGACACAGUUCGAAGCAACCAGAUGCCCAACCUCAGUAGCCUCUAUUCAGCAGAACGUACAGCUCUCCUGGAGAAGACUACCGAAGAGCUCCUGCCUCCAGAGAAACACAACUUUGAGGUCAGGGCUGAAAAUGACAUCAAGGCAAUCCACCGUGCACUGCAGCGCAUACUGCUGACAUACAAGGAGGAGCGGCGUGGGCCGACCCUCAUCGCUGUUCAGUCCAACUGGGAGCUGCGGCGGCUGGCGGCCGGGAUGCCAUUGCUCGAGGAGUUCCCAGUCGUUCCAGUGCACGUGGUGGACGAGAUCAGUUACAAUGUGCUUGACUGGCAACGUCAUGGUGCCCGGCGCAUGAUCCGCCACUACCUCAACCUGGACAGCUGCCUGUCACAGGCUUUCGACAUGGCCAGAUAUUACCACUUGCCCGUGGGGAAUCUGCCUCAGGACGUGUCGAUCUUUGGCUCAGAUUUAUUCCUGGCAAGACACCUACGGAAGCACAACCACCUGCUGUGGCUUUCCCCCACAGCCAGGCCCGACCUGGGGGGGAAGGAAGCUGAUGACAGCCGUCUAGUCAUGGAAAGUGAUGACAGGGUGUCCGUGGAGAUCAAUGCCCAAGGGUGCUACUCCACAGUGUGUGUGGAGCUGGACCUGCAGAGUCUGGCAGUGAACACCAUCCUCCAGUCGCAGCAUGUAAAUGACAUGGAGGGAGGAGCCAGCCUGGGAGUCAGCUUUGAUGUCAUCCAGCAGGUCUCGUUGGAGGACAUGAUGUCAGGAAACCAGGGAGCCAGUGCACUUGCCAGCUAUGAUGAGACUGCCCUCUGCUCCAACACCUUCAGGAUCUUGAAGAGCAUGGUUGUGGGCUGGGUCCGGGAGAUCACACAGUACCAUAAUGUGUACGCAGACAACCAGGUGAUGCACUUCUACCGCUGGCUCCGCUCCCCCAGCUCUCUGCUCUAUGACCCUGCACUGCACCGGACCCUGCACAACAUGAUGAAGAAGGUCUUCCUGCAGUUGGUCGCAGAGUUCAAACGUCUUGGCUCCACUGUGGUGUACGGGAACUUCAACAGGAUCAUCCUUUGCACCAAAAAACGGAGGAUAGACGAUGCCAUCGGCUACGUCGAUUACAUCACUAACAGCAUACACUCCCGAGAAAUCUUCCAUUCCCUCUCCAUCUCCUUCUCCCGGUGCUGGGAGUUCCUGCUGUGGAUGGACCCGGCCAACUAUGGGGGUGUAAAAGGCAAACUGCCAUCAAGCAUCUUGUAUGGAGAAGACAGAGACACACGGAAGAAAAACAGAGGAGAGGAGGGGGAUGAAGAUGGCAGUGAGGAUGAGGAGGAAGUUGACGGUGAGGAAGAUGAUGAAGACGGAAAGACAGAUGAGGUGGAGGAGCUGAUUGAGAGCAACUGGAACAUUAUGCAAUAUCUGCCUCAAACGGCGUCCUGUCAGAAAUAUUUCCUCAUGAUUGUCUCAGCUUACAUUGCAGCAGUCUACCACAGCAUGAAGGAGGAGCUGAGACGUAAUGCCCCUGGAGCAACACCUAUCAAGAGGCGGGGAGGCAGCCAGGCAUCCCAGCAGGCAGUGGGGGACUUGAGUGCUCUUCCUGGGAUGAUCUCCUUCUCCCAGGAGUACGUGUCCAGUGAGCUGACGCAGAACUUUUUCACCAUCACUCAAAAAAUCCAGAAGAAGGUGACCGGUACGAGGAGUGUGACGCAGCCCUCAGAAAUGUUCCCUGUCCUGCCUGGUUCCCAUCUGCCGCUCAACAACCCGGCUCUGGAGUUCAUCAAAUACGUCUGCCAGGUCCUCUCACUGGACGCCAACAUCGUGAACCAGGUGACCAAGCUGAAGCGGGACCUGCUGCGUCUUGUGGACGUUGGGGAGUUCUCAGAGGAGGCCCAGUUCCGGGACCCCUGUAACUCCUACAUCCUGCCAGAGGUCAUCUGCCACCACUGCAAUUUCUGCCGCGACCUUGACCUCUGCAAGGACCCCUCUAUGGCACAGGAUGGGUCUGUCCUGCCCCAGUGGUUUUGCUCCAACUGCCAGGCCCAGUAUGAGACGGACUUUAUUGAGAUGGCUCUGGUGGAAGCCCUGCAGAAGAAACUGAUGAGCUACACUCUGCAGGACGUGGUGUGUGUUAAGUGUAAAGGGGUGAAGGAGGCAAACAUGCCCCUCUACUGCGAGUGUGCCGGAGACUUUGACCUCACAUUCCCAGCCAAGAACUUCUUCGAUCAAAUUCAAGUGUUUCGGAACAUCGCAUCGCACUACAACAUGAGCUUCCUGGAGGAGACGAUCAACUGGCUGCUGGUUAUGAGUCCACACAGCUCAAACUCUCACUAAGUGUAACAUCCACCACAGACAUCAUUAUUUCCCUGAACUGCUGUGCUGGAGCCAACUGCUAAUUCUUUUUUAAUACAGGAAGCACUUCUGAAAUUAUCAGGCCUGGUGGUGUGUGAUUAGGACAUUUUUGAGCCAUUGCACAAAUUGCUUUGUGGGUUAGAAUAGAGAUGGAGGGUUUGUACAUGCAUUUCCAGUCAUGAUUGUGUUUUGUCAUAAUUAUGUGAAUGAAUUUCAUGUUUUUGUUGACUGUGUCAAUAAACAUUUUUCUAAACG
Messenger RNA from Myripristis murdjan (pinecone soldierfish), 7298 nucleotides. It is a transcript of the gene pole, whose product is annotated as polymerase (DNA directed), epsilon. Gene Ontology annotation, cellular component: nucleus; epsilon DNA polymerase complex. The transcript is spliced from 48 exons. Gene Ontology annotation, molecular function: single-stranded DNA 3'-5' DNA exonuclease activity; DNA-directed DNA polymerase activity; nucleotide binding. The coding region runs from base 150 to 7025 and encodes 2291 amino acids. The record is from RefSeq and is a predicted model, not a curated record. Gene Ontology annotation, biological process: base-excision repair, gap-filling; DNA replication proofreading; DNA replication. Lineage: Eukaryota; Metazoa; Chordata; Actinopteri; Holocentriformes; Holocentridae.